AUGUCCUUUUCUACUCUCUACAACACUCUUUUCAGAAGAAACUCGGUGUUCGUCGGUACUAUCUUUGCGUCUGCAUUCGUCUUCCAGACUGCAUUUGACAGUGGCAUUACCGCCUGGUACGAGAAGCACAACAAGGGUAAGUUGUGGAAGGAUGUCAAGCUACAGCUGCAAAACGGGGAGGACGACGAUGACGACGAGUAA
Molecule: messenger RNA, 201 nt
Organism: Eremothecium gossypii ATCC 10895
Lineage: Eukaryota; Fungi; Ascomycota; Saccharomycetes; Saccharomycetales; Saccharomycetaceae
Gene: QCR9
Product: ubiquinol--cytochrome-c reductase subunit 9
Exons: 2
Coding region: 1-201 (66 amino acids)
Biological process (GO): mitochondrial electron transport, ubiquinol to cytochrome c
Source: RefSeq, marked provisional